AUGUUUGACAACGCUGUGCAAGCGAAACUGGCGUCGAUGAUGCUGAUUGGCGCCGGCAGCUUCGUCGUCGGCAUCGUGCCCGCCUGCUUUGUCUCGCGUACUCGUCAUCUUCAACGGAAACUGUCACUCUCCUGCGCCCUGUGUUUCGGCGCCGGGGUCCUCCUAGCCACCGCAACGCUUCACCUCCUGCCGGAGGUGCGCCAAGCUCUGCCGGAUUACGCCGAGCUGAUUUUCUCCUGUGGCUUCCUCAUGCUCUAUCUCGUCGAGGAGUGCGUACACUAUUUCUGCCGAGGCACUCGGCAUAGAUUCGAAAUGGAUUCUCGCUCUUCUAGGACCACCGCCACUUGUAGGAUCGCGCACGAGCGAGGUUCGAACUGUAGGAAUCACUCUCAUGGUUUCGGUUACAACGCUACGCAAAACAACAAGGUUUACAUGUCCGAGGAGGACGUGAGAUUACCGCUCAACUAUCGACAAAAUCUUAAUAACGCCAAUAACGCAUGGACGUUUAGUAGCUAUGGCGCGACGCGAUGUAUCGCAAGUGAUGGUUGUUCGAGGUCAUCGAGUGAAGAAAAUACAUUUUUAUGCCACGGAAAUCACGGCGAGCAAUGUACCGAUGCCAACACUGGUCUUGCCGGUCUCGCUUUUGCCCUUACUGUACAUGCUGUUCUCGAAGGACUUGCGAUAGGAUUGCAAACGAAGAUCACCGAGGUGUUGUUAUUAACCGGAGCGGUAGCAUCACACAAAUUUGUCGUCGGCUUCUGUUUGGGGCUGGAAUUAGCUGGAGUCAGUAAAUCUAUUGCUAGAUUAGUAUUUGUUAUUUUUUUAUUUGCCAUUGGAUCCGUUAUCGGAAUCGGUAUUGGCAUGUUAACAUUUCAGGUGGAUACAGAUUGGUCCAAGGUGGUGUUGCCAAUUUUGCAAGGCUUAGCAGGCGGAACUUUACUAUAUGUUACUGUAAGCGAAGUUCUCCCAAGGGAGAGAACGAGAUGGCACAAAAGUUUGCACCGAUUUGCAGGAAUUUCACAAUUUUUAUCGGUAGUCGUCGGAUUUGUUGUCAUCUUUCUUCUUAAUAACUAUAUGGGCGAAUGAAUCAUUUAUAUUCAUUUUAAUAAUUAACUGGGCAGUGAUCGUCAGAUGAAUCACAGAUACUUGGAAAUCGAGAUAUUUCAGAUACAGUGCUAAUAACACCGUGUAACUCUACAAAGUUGCGUGACGUAACACUCAAAUAGGUCUUGUAUCGAAGUAAUAUGUUGUCAAUUAAGUGUUUGACAUUUUUCUCCAAAUACUUGACAAUAGAGAAUCUUAAAUUUGACUACAACAUAAUUUUUUAAACAUAAUAAUAAAAAAUUUUAAUAAUUUAAUUGAUAUAAAUACAUAGUUUUAUUUUUUUAAAUUUUAUUAGUUUAGACAUUGGUUGAUAAAAAAAUUAGAAUUGUGAUCGAAAUAUUAAACUCUUAAUGCAAUGACGAUGAAUGAAACUUUUUCUGCAGUUUCUUAAAUAUUGUGUGUAUAACUAAUAAAUAAAAUGCGACAAAUAUAUAUAUAUAUAAAAUCGUUAAUUGGAAAAUUUAUUUUACUUUGUAAGAUUACUUUACGAUUUAAAAUUACUUUUUUUUAGAUUUUAGAAUUAUAUAAAUCCGAAGGAUAGUAGUAAAUUUUCCAUUGCUCUAUUGUCAAUUACAUUUGCGCAUUUCAUAAAUAUCAAUAUUGUCUCUAUAAUAUUUAAUAAUAUUGCCGAUUAAAUGCAUAUAUGUUUGUUCGUAA
Messenger RNA from Monomorium pharaonis (pharaoh ant), 1761 nucleotides. RefSeq names its product zinc transporter ZIP3 (gene Zip88E). Gene Ontology annotation, molecular function: zinc ion transmembrane transporter activity. Gene Ontology annotation, biological process: zinc ion transmembrane transport. NCBI's taxonomy places the organism in Eukaryota, Metazoa, Arthropoda, Insecta, Hymenoptera, Formicidae. The record is from RefSeq and is a predicted model, not a curated record. Gene Ontology annotation, cellular component: plasma membrane. The transcript is spliced from 4 exons. The coding region runs from base 1 to 1086 and encodes 361 amino acids.